Messenger RNA from Sciurus carolinensis (gray squirrel), 7865 nucleotides. RefSeq names its product androgen receptor (gene Ar). NCBI's taxonomy places the organism in Eukaryota, Metazoa, Chordata, Mammalia, Rodentia, Sciuridae. Gene Ontology annotation, biological process: androgen receptor signaling pathway; male gonad development; regulation of DNA-templated transcription. Gene Ontology annotation, cellular component: nucleus. The transcript has 8 exons. The coding region runs from base 1103 to 3757 and encodes 884 amino acids. The record is from RefSeq and is a predicted model, not a curated record. Gene Ontology annotation, molecular function: steroid binding; nuclear receptor activity; sequence-specific DNA binding.
GAUCCCGGGGAGCCAGCCUGCUGGGAGAGACGGAGGGUCCGGAGCAAACCUGGAGGCAGAGGAGGCGACGGAGGGAAAAAGACCGAGCUAGCCGCUCCAGUACGGUAGAGGAGCAGAAGGGACGCACCGCGCUACCCCAGCCCGUCUCCAGCGACAGCCAACGCCUGUUGCAGCUCAGCGGCUUCGAAGCCGCCGCCCCGAAGCUGCCCUUUCCUCUUCGGCGAAGUUUCUAAAAGCUGCUAGAGACUCGGAGGAAACGAGGAAAGUGCCGGGUAGGACUGACGGCUGCCUUUGUCCUCCUCCCCUUCACCCUGCCCCCCCCCCCGUCUCCUCUCCCACAGCUGCCUUCGCCAGCUACUCUUGGUCUGCUCCCCCCUCCCACAAGCCCUCUCCCCUUCAACCCCGUCGGCCCAGCUCUGCCAGCCAGUUUGCAGAGAGGUAACUCCCUUUGGCUGCGAGCGCGAGCUAGCUGCACGUUGCAAAGAAGGCUCUUGGGAUCCGGGCGACUGGGGAGCACUUCAGCACUGCAGCCAGGACCUGACUCCUUAGGCAGCACACAGGGAGGGCCCCUUGGUUCCCCACAAUCCCCCUCUACCUCUUCCCCCCCCCCCCCCGCCCUCGUGAGUGCGGAGCCAGAGAUCAAAAGAUGAAAUGGCAGGGCUUCAGUAGUUGAAAACAAAACCAAACAAAGCCAAAACAAAACAAAAAGAAAAUAACCUGAUUCUUAUUUGCACCUGCUUCACUGGACAUUGAAUUUGGAAAGCAGAGGACCUCCCCAAGAUUUGAGCAUCUUUUGAAUCUGCCAUUCAAGUGUUUAGGAACAGACUGUAAGCUUAGCAGGGCAGACCGAGUCCAGCGCGUGUCUUCCUCAACACCAGACUUGAGACUUUGAGGCUGUCAGAACGCUUUUUAUUUUUAUUGUUGUUUGUUUGUUUUGGUUUGGUUUGGUUUUUUGCUCCUGCAAGUUUUCUUCCCUGGAGCUUCCCGCAGGUGGACACCUAACUGCAGCGACUACCGCAUCAUCACAGCCUGUUGAACUCUUCUGAGCAGCAAGGGAGACAGGGUAAGGGAAUUAAGUGCAAAGAUUCAGCUUAGUUUAAGGAUGGAGGUUCAGUUAGGGCUCGGGAGGGUCUACCCCCGACCUCCGUCCAAGACGUAUCGAGGAGCUUUCCAGAAUCUGUUCCAGAGCGUGCGCGAAGUGAUCCAGAACCCGGGCCCCCGGCACCCUGAGGCCUCCAGCACAGCACCUCCCGGCGCCCGUUUGCAGCAGCAGCAGGAGAGCAGCCCCCGGCAGCAGCAACAGGGUGAGAAUGGCUCUCCCCAAGCCCACAUCAGAGGCCCCACAGGCUACCUGGCUCUGGACGAGGAACAGCAGCCUUCACAACAGCAGUCAGCCCCCGAGGGCCACCCCGAGAGCGGCUGUCUCCCAGAGCCAGGAGCCGCCACCGCCGCCGGCAAGGGGCUGCCGCAGCCGCCACCAGCACCUCCAGACGAGGAUGACUCAGCUGCCCCAUCCACGCUGUCCCUGCUGGGCCCCACUUUCCCGGGCUUAAGCAGCUGCUCUGCCGACCUUAAAGACAUCCUAAGCGAGGCCGGCACCAUGCAACUCCUUCAGCAACAGCAACAGCAGCAGCAGGAGGUGGUAUCCGAUGGUAGCAGCGGGAGAGCGAGAGAGGCCGCUGGGGCCCCCGCCUCCUCUAAGGACAGUUACCUAGGGGGCAACUCGACCAUAUCUGACAGCGCAAAGGAAUUGUGUAAGGCAGUGUCAGUGUCUAUGGGCUUGGGUGUGGAGGCGUUGGAGCAUCUGAGUCCAGGGGAACAGCUUCGGGGAGAUUGCAUGUACGCGCCGCUCCUGGGAGGUCCGCCCGCUGUGCGUAGCACUCCCUGUGCCCCGCUGGCCGAAUGCAAAGGUUCUCUGCUGGACGACGGCCCAGGAAAGGGCACUGAAGAGAUUGCUGAGUAUUCCUCUUUCAAGGGACCUUACGCCAAAGGACUGGACGGUGAGGGCCUGAGCUGCUCUGGCAGCAGCGAAGCAGGGAGCUCAGGGACACUUGAGCUGCCGUCCACCCUGUCUCUCUAUAAGUCCGGAGCAUUGGACGAAGCAGCAGCAUACCAGAGUCGAGACUACUACAACUUUCCGCUGGCCCUGGCUGGGCCGCCGCCCCCUCCGCCGCCUCCCCAUCCUCAUGCCCGCAUCAAGCUGGAGAACCCGCUAGACUACAGCAGCGCCUGGGCGGCAGCCGCGGCACAGUGCCGCUAUGGGGACCUGGGAAGCUUGCACGGCGGAGGUGCCGCCGGACCCAGCUCCGGAUCACCCUCGGCAGCCGCCUCCUCUUCCUGGCACACUCUAUUCGCAGCCGAAGAAGGCCAGUUGUAUGGACCAUGCGGCGCGGGUGGCGGCGGCAGUGCAGGCGAGGCAGGGGCUGUAGCCCCCUAUGGCUACACUCGGCCACCUCAGGGUCUGGCGGGACAGGAAAGCGACUUUCCUGCACCCGAUGUGUGGUACCCUGGCGGCGUGGUGAGCAGAGUGCCCUAUCCCAGUCCCAGUUGUGUCAAAAGCGAGAUGGGACCCUGGAUGGAGAGCUACUCCGGACCUUACGGGGACAUGCGUUUGGAGAAUGCCAGGGACCAUGUUUUGCCCAUCGACUAUUACUUUCCACCCCAGAAGACAUGCUUGAUCUGUGGGGAUGAAGCUUCUGGCUGUCACUAUGGAGCUCUCACAUGUGGCAGCUGCAAAGUCUUCUUCAAAAGAGCUGCUGAAGGAAAACAGAAGUACCUGUGUGCCAGCAGAAAUGAUUGCACCAUUGAUAAAUUUCGAAGGAAAAAUUGCCCAUCUUGUCGUCUCCGGAAAUGUUAUGAAGCAGGGAUGACUCUGGGAGCCCGUAAGCUGAAGAAACUUGGCAAUCUAAAACUACAGGAGGAAGGAGAGACUUCUAGUGCCGGCAGCCCCACUGAGGAACCAGCCCAGAAGAUGACAGUAUCACACAUUGAAGGCUAUGAGUGCCAGCCCAUCUUUCUGAAUGUCCUGGAAGCCAUUGAGCCAGGAGUGGUGUGUGCUGGACAUGACAACAACCAACCUGACUCCUUUGCAGCCUUGCUCUCCAGCCUCAAUGAACUGGGCGAGAGACAGCUUGUACAUGUGGUUAAGUGGGCCAAGGCCUUGCCUGGUUUCCGCAAUUUACAUGUGGAUGACCAGAUGGCAGUCAUUCAGUAUUCCUGGAUGGGACUCAUGGUGUUUGCCAUGGGCUGGCGGUCCUUCACCAAUGUCAACUCCAGGAUGCUCUACUUUGCUCCUGACCUGGUUUUCAAUGAGUAUCGUAUGCACAAGUCCCGCAUGUAUAGCCAGUGCGUCAGGAUGAGACACCUCUCUCAAGAAUUUGGUUGGCUCCAAAUCACGCCCCAGGAAUUCCUGUGCAUGAAAGCACUGCUACUUUUCAGCAUAAUUCCAGUGGAUGGGCUGAAAAAUCAAAAAUUCUUUGAUGAACUUCGAAUGAACUACAUCAAGGAACUCGAUCGUAUCAUUGCAUGCAAAAGAAAAAAUCCCACAUCCUGCUCAAGGCGCUUCUACCAGCUCACCAAGCUCCUGGACUCUGUGCAGCCUAUUGCAAGAGAGCUGCAUCAGUUCACUUUUGACCUGCUAAUCAAGUCCCACAUGGUGAGCGUGGACUUUCCGGAAAUGAUGGCAGAGAUCAUCUCUGUUCAAGUGCCCAAGAUCCUUUCUGGGAAAGUCAAGCCCAUCUAUUUCCACACACAGUGAAGCUUUGGAAGCCCCCAUUUCCCUCCCCCACCUCGCUCCCCUUUUCCAAUGUCUUCUGCCUAUUAUAACUCUGCACUACUUCUCUGCAGUGCCUUGGGGAAUUUCCUCUAUUGAUGUACAGUCUGUCAUGAACACGUUCCUGAGUUCUAUUUGCUGGGCUUUUUUCUCUUUUCCUUCUUUCUUUUUCUUCUUCUCUCCCUUUCUCACCCUCCAUGGCACCUUCAGACUCUGCUCCUUGUCGUGGCUCCUAUCUGUGUUUUGAAUGGUGUUGUAUUUCUUUAAAACUGAGAUGAUCCUCAUGUGGCCCAGUGUCAAGUUGUGCUUGUUUACAGCACUGUGCUGUGUGCCAGCCACACAAACAUUUACUUACCUUAUGCCACGGGAAGUUCAGCAAGCUAAAAGUAUCUGGGGGAAAACAAACUAACACACAGAAAACAAAAAAAUAAAAAAUAUAAAAAUAAAAAACCUUAUGAGGACAUUUUCCUCAAAAUAAAUAAAUUAACAAACAGAAAUCCCCAAAGAAGCCAACAAGUCACUAGAAGGUGAAAAUUACAGGUCCUUGGGGAGUCUCUGUUUUUUCUCAUCCCCUCUGUCCUGGAAGACCUUAGCUUUUGCCAGUGACUAUUGCCAUUAAAGGACAGGGUGCCCCAGAACUGGGGGCCAGAGAAAGGAGGAGACAAGUAGGGCAGUGGGAUCACAGUACCUGCCCACAGCCUUGGUCCCUGAGGGCUAGACUGCUCAACUACAGUGCAAUUCAUUGUACUGAAAAUGUGCUUCUUGUUUGAAAACUUGUCUGCAUGUUAAUGCCUUCCCCCUCAAACCCUUUUCUCUCUAAACCUCUGCCUCCACCCUGAAAUCAAAUUUCAUUAGCCUUUCUAAGAACUUUGAAUGGGAUGUUCUCUUUAGCCAAAACUUGACCACUUCCACUGAAGAGUCAGAUCUGUGAGAAGGAAAGGAGAGAUCUGACCCAUUGGAAGGAUCUGAUAAAUUCCAGGUCUGCUUUCCCAUGUGUGAUCCAGGGAGGAGCUUGCAUCUGGAGUCAGAGAAGGAAGUGAUGACUUGGCUGUUCUGCUUAGGAGACAGAACAGUUGAUCCCUUGAUGCCACCAUCUUUUCCUCCACCUUUAAAAGACCUAUGGACUCUAUGUGGCCACAAACUCCUUCCAGCUUCCCUUGAGUGAUUUGUAGGCCACACUGCAUUUCAGUCAUUGGUGGUAAAGCUUAUUCACUUCUUUAGGCAUGUUCACAGACUCUCGUCUAAGAUCCUUCCACACUAUGAAGGCUAGCAGGCCAGAAGCCCUGUCAUCUGUUUCCCUCUAGAUGCCAGUAGUCUCAGACCAAGUGUCUCUCAUCAACAUUUAGUUUAUUGAAACCCUUAGACAAACCCAAAAGAAGGCAUCAAAGGGAUCAGACAAACUGGGUGUCUUGCCCUUGUCAUCCAGAGAUGAAACUCUCCCAUCACAUGGAGAAAUAUCUGCUUCCUUCUUCAAAGCAGCUAAAGGGGCUACCCAGAUCAGGGUGGAAUACCAGCAUUGGAAGAAUGAAGACACUAGAACCAGAAAACCCGAAAUGUUCUCCUUGCCACCCAGCAUAUCCACCGACACCAAGAGAAGACUAUGACUAUUAAAUAAAGCCUUCAGAGGCAAAACCUCAAGUCAGACUGGCACAAGUUUACUCAACCCCCUCCUCUGCUGCUGAUUCUGGGCUCUGACAUUGGCCAUAGUUACUCAGAUUCCCCACCAUUUUUGCUACCUCUCGGUCAGAGGGGCAUGCAAAACCACUGAGACUUUCUACAGAACCACGGCUUCCUUUGGAAAGGUCUGGCUGUUGUGGCACUUAUAGGCUGCCACCCAUAAACUCAGGAUAUACCCCUGGGUCACUGGUUUCAUAUAGUACUUUGGCACACCUCUGUUCUCUGGACUUUGUUUCCCAACCCUGGAACCCGGGGUGGGGGAUGUCCACCUAUUUUUUCUUCUUGGCCACUGCCUCCUCACUUAGCUCUUAACUUCAUCAGAUAAACUCCAGAAAUCAAGGGUCAGUCACCAAGCUGCCCAUUUCAAUUGGUUUACUCUACUGGUUGAGAAGAUAGUUUCAGAGUGACAUGUUACUAUCCACAUGAAUUUCCUUCCCUGAUUUCUGUGUUGAUAUUAAUAGCCAAAGGAACUUGCAAAACAGCUUCUGUAAAUAACAAGGGAGAAUGGAAUCUAGUGAGUGAUUUGCCAAUCCAAGACUGGUGGACAAAAAUUGAAGCUGACAGGUUCCCUUUCUGGGAUAGAAUAGACAAAUUCUGGUUUUCUUUGUGAUGACACCAUCUGGCCUAUGUACAGGAUCACAUUUUAGUUGUCUUAGAAAAAUAGCAUCCACCACUCCUUUCAGUUAAGCUAGGUUACACUUUAAUAGUUCCUUUACAUCUGUUUUGAUUUUUAUCUUUUGUGGCACACGGAUUUAAUUAUAUCAUUCUAAUACCUCUCCUUGUAAAUACUAGAGGCUGUCCUUUCCAUUUUUCUAUCAAAUUUUUCAUCUUUAUGGAUUUCCAAGUCCUGAAUUUUGUCUUCAUGAAUAUAUGUUUUUCAUUUGAAAAAGCCAAAAAUCAUUGAAACAGCGGUGUAAUUAAAAGCAACAACAAUUGGAUUACUCUGAAUUUCCAAAUGACAAAACUAGGGAAAAGUAGCCUAAACAAGGUUUUAGGCCUACUGUUUCUGCACUGGGGUUUGAGUGAGAAGAGGAGGUAUUAGCUUGUCUCAGUUCUCCCACAGAUGAAAGAAGAAUGAUGUUCCAACCGGUAUGAUUGACAGAAGUCUCAUUUUGCAUGCACUCUGCUCUACAAACAGAGUUGAUGUGGUUGGUAUACUGUGCUCACCUGUGGAAGGACUGGCCACCCAGACCCACUCACCUAGUGAGCUAGAAGAUGAGGCUCACUCACUGGCCAAGUCAAGGGGACCAUCUCCAAAGAGGUGUGCAGUAUUUGAUGGGGAUAGAAAGUGAGGAAGAGAAAAAGAGGGAGCAUCGUGGAGAAGGCCCCAUCUGUGCUGGGCAGCAGACAGCUGCCAAGGUCACGAACUCUGGUCAAAUAAUAGAGUCGUGAGGCAAUUUCAGCCCAUUCAUUGGGCAGCUCACCGGGUCUGGCCUCUGAACUGACAUGGGCAUUGAAUUCUUUUUCCUAAGAUUUUCUAUGCCACAUGCAAUAUUGUUGUUCUUGGAAAGUUCAUUAUUUUUUUAAAUUACCUUACUCUGAGAAAGGGAGUUUUUGAAGGAUUCUGUCAUAUAUCUUUGAAAAAAGAAAAUCAGUAAUGCAUAUAUUUUUGUGUAUGUUCACUGGCACUUAAAAAAAAGAAAAAGAAAGAAAAAAAGAAAAAAAAAAGUUUCAUUCUGUCCUUUGGGUAGUUGCUGAGGUUACUUGUUCAGGUUAUAAAAUAAUGUGCUGAUGCUCAAAUCCCUCUCUGUCCAUACUCUACUUCUAAAUACAUGUAGGCAUAUAUAAACAAUAUAUUUGUAUUUGACUUACACUUUAAAGAAAAUGUCCACCAUCCACAUGACACUGACACUACACAAAUGACUUGACUUUGAGCUUUGAGGAGCUUCUAAGUGUUUGUUUCCUUAGGCACAGCACAGACGUGGCCUUGCCCCCUUUUCUCUCUUGAUAUUCAGCAGGGCACAAAGGCCCAAAGCCACCCCCUCUACCCCUACUCAGCUGUAUGCCAGUGCUGCACUUCAGGAGACUCUCUCCAGAUAGCCCAGUAACUAUCCCUGCAUGACCCUGUAUAGUCCUGGAAAAAUAAGAGACUGACUACUGAUUAUUCUGUGCCAGUUACCCAGGUGAGAGGGCUCUGGGACAAGGGCAUGGCUUUCAAGCUUGACCCACUUAUAGGGGUAACAUGAACCAGGAAUGCUAAAGCACCACAUCAAAUCUCAACUUAAAGUCAAAAGAAGCCAUUUAGCAUGUGAAAUUUCUUGGAAAAGGAAGUUUCUACCCCUGUUGCUUUUACAGGCAGAUCUAUUCUCACCACCAAUCUCUGAAAAAUUCUGAAAGCAGGUUUUUUUAAAAAAAAAAAAAAGACCAAAAAAGAGAUGAAAUCACCCCAUUAUGUAACCAAAGAUUACAUUGUAUC